Molecule: messenger RNA, 14273 nt
Organism: Porites evermanni
Lineage: Eukaryota; Metazoa; Cnidaria; Anthozoa; Scleractinia; Poritidae
Source: the annotation of a GenBank genome assembly
AUUUCCACUCACAUUUAUCAUAUCAAAAUGGCGGAUUGCGGCGGGUUUGGGAGCAUCGAUUUUCUUGUUAAAGCAACUGGAUUAUCCGAUCCCGGACUCCGAUUAGUCAUUGGACUCUUUUCAGGUACGUUAUUGCUGUGCUAUAAUUUAGUUAUUUUUUUUAUUAAAGUUAAGGGUUAAAAAUAGAGUCACUUUUCUUCCCUUAAAAAGUGGUACGAUCAACUGGUCACCUUGGACGACCUUCAUUAUGAAAGAUCAGGCUGACCGAAUUAAUUUCUCAGUCUGAAAACUAAUUGAGCCGAAGGUUCUUUAUAUUAAAAAAAGGAAAAGUACUGCUUGCUUGCUUUCAUACUUUGAGUUUUAUCCUUGUUGUACAAUUCUUUGAAUUAAACUUUUUCAUGACAAGGCGGGUAAAUUGUGCAUGUAUAUGUUAACUGCUGUUCUGGGUUGUAUUUGUCGAUCGUGCCGGCAUUUGUUCUGCUCACCUGCAUCUGUAUAACCACGAAAGCAAACAGAUUUAUUUUUUGGCCGUUUUAACACAAAUGUAUCUCUGUAUCAUAGAGUAUCAUGUGAUCAUAACGUGAUGUAUAGAAGGUGUAUUUAUAAUUUUUGUCAGAUCAGUUUUGCUUUAGAAGCUAUUAAAGCCAGUAUUAUUAACUGUUUUAUGGUUUGUUUGAUAUGAUCAUUCAGCUCAGCUUUAAUACUCUAGUUCUCUAUCUCCAGUCAUUUAUAGCGUGGUUUAAUUUGAACAAGGCAAUGUGGUUUUACCUUUUGACCCUUUAAGCUCCAAAAUCAAGAGUGAUCGGCAUCAAAUUUCUCCUCGUAAUAUCAAUGCUUUGUUAAACAGAGUGGUCAUGAGAAUUACUGGCAUGAUCACACAAGAUGAAUUUACUUGAUAUUUUAUCAACUUCUCCCACUACUUCACUACUACUCUAUCACAAUUUCUCUUUUUGUACUAAUUUUUUUACAGCGUAUCCACUGGCAUUUUUUUAUCAUGCAUUCUUCUACAGGAAAAACCCAGUUCUUCAGGUAACUAUAAUCAUGAAUGAAUGAAUGAAUGAAAGAAGAGAGUGAAUGAAGAGUCGUGGAUGAGAGGACAACAUACGUACCCUCUUACAAUAAUUUUAACAUGUGAACUGUAGGCUCGGACGUCAGCAUACAAAGGCGCCACUGGCAGCUGCUCUCAGUCCAUUUAUGAGCUUACUGUACCCACCCAACCCAUGAUGUGAAUGAUGUGAUGUGUCAUGAUCAAGGUUCAUUCACAUGUAUUGCCAAUGAAUACAGUUGAACCUGUUGUUAAAGCAAGAGUAACCAACAUCAGUUUUCUCCUAAAAUAUCUAUAGAUAUUCAAGAGAAAAUUCAUGACAAUUAAUUGAUUGGAGAAGGGGGAAAUGUUUGUUGUUUUUGUUCUCAACUACUGGUAUUCUUCAAGGAAAUAUAUGGAGAUGAAUCUUGAGAAAAUACCAAUUUGAUCAUACUUGGUUAUGUUACUGGUCAAAAUUAAAUUCAGGUUCAAACUUUUUAACCAAGGUUGAUUCUCAGUUUCCAUGGCCUUCUAGCCCUAAUUCAUGUAUAAUUAGGGCUAGGAGACAAAAGAAAUUGAAAAUCAGCCCAGAUUAAAACAUUUUAACCUGAAUUUAAUUUUGACCUGAAACAGCAACAAGGCUUGGGGGAAUAAAACAAAAAAAAUGUCCGAUGACAGAUUUUUCCUUGUUUUCGGCAAAUAUAGGUAUAUUUUUAGGUAUAUUUCGGUAUAUAUAGUUUUAUAUCUGCAAGUUUGAAGUCAAUCAUGACCAUACAACUCUCUGCACAAAAUGCUGGUCAAAUUUCACCUUAAAAAAGAAAAUGCUAUGCUAACACAUUCGUGAAAGUUAACGCCAAACAAAUAGAGGAAGAGUGCCGAUGGACUUUUCCUAUCUGAAAGGGUAUUCUUACCUAAAGUGUUAUUGCAAGAAACUGAGUAAUUAGAACCCACUGAGAAUACAGUUAGCACCACAAGAAGAACAACUUUAUGCUUAAUGCAGGACGAGGAUAAAGACUGAGAUUAUUAUUAAUACCAAGCUAUUUCUGCUUUCAGCAUGUGUAUUUUACCCUUUGUGGGUUGGGUGUAGCUGCUUUCUGUUAUGGUAAGUGUGUAAAGUGUAGCGAAAAUGUAUCACUUGUAAGGUAUAAGUUAUUCUCUCAUACAAAAUGAACUUAAUGAAUUGAAGUUAAAUUGUUUCAACUUAGUUUAAUUCUCAAUUUUCUAUGUCUUCUAACCCUAAAAUAAAUAAUAAAUUCAUUUGCCUUCUGAUAAGUUGUGAAAAAUGUUUGUUAAAUGUGUGGAAUUUCCUUGAGUUCACAUUAAGGAGAAAAAAGUUAAUAUCAUGCAGAAAAUUAUGCAAUUUCUCCACAUUUAUUUUCCUUACAGCACUAUUCACAUCAACCGUCAAUGAAUUUCUCUACAAAUUGCAUGAUCACAAACUGUGUGUAAAACACUGAAUUUUCUUUUCAUAUUAUGCUAAGUGCAGUAUUGAUAUGCUGUCAUAUUCACAAUGUUUUUUUUUCAAGGCUGGUGUUUUGCACACUCCUUAAUAGCCAUCGUCGUUUCGUACUUACUUUUGCAAAUUGUUGGACCAUCAAUGGUUACAGUUGGGCUCACAUUUUUAUUUAACAUGGUAAGUGUUGUCCAUGGUCAUUUUAAGGGUCACAGGCUUCCCAAGGGCACACAUUUAAAUUUCAGGGCCAGGUUGUUUAAAGGACAGUUACGGUAGGGCUAAUACAGGGCUGGUAUUAACCAUGUUAAUUGAUAUGUUCUGUUACUGUUACCGGAUUGGAGCAAACAGGGCUUUAAACGUCUUGGCACAGAACAUUGCUGUGAACUGUAAACACUUAUCGUAUUAGAGGAUCUGAUUUGUGGGUUGCGCGUACUUGGUGUGUUUACUCUUAGGGGUGUAAACAAACCAACUAUGGAUCAUGUGAACUAUUUUACAAUUGCUAAAAACUAUGCUAAAAAGAAAGCUCUGCUUGCAGGCUAGUAUUCACAGGGUUUGCAAAUUUUAUUGAUGAGUGGAGUCACUGUGGCUUCUGCUUCACAAAUUUUGGAGUCAUUUUGGAAUAUUUGGAGUCAAGUAUCACAAUGAAAAAAGCCAUUUUCAGACUUUCCAGCAAGUGGUCCUGGCAUGUAUACACUAUCAUGAGGGAUACACGAAGUAGCUGUGGCGGUCCGCUGACCUGGAAAGCUCUAAUCAAUGAUGGCGGUCAUUGAGUAAACUUAUGAACCUAUCAAUGUAAACCCCAUGGGGGAGGGGGGGGGAGUGUCGGCAGGGGGUGGGGAUUUGACAAAUUUUAAAAUUUUUUGAUCAAAUUCCCCAGGAUGGGAAACCAAAGGUCAAUCAAAAGUGUCAAAAAAGCCCCCACCCUGGGGGAAAAAUCUAAACAAACAAUACUAUAAUACUAUAUAAAACUAGGGUAUCUAAAAGAUAGUAAUGCUGCGGCACAUUCUGUUGAUACUGGCAUUAGUUAGGCAGUGAGACUUAAAAGAAUCGGAGACAUUGAAUGUCCUAUUUACAUGUUGGAAAGUACUAGAAUAUUUACUAUCAGUCUGUAGAAAGAACUCGUGGAAACGUUGUUUAGAAAAUGAUCAAGUGGUUAUAACUCUGGUUUUCCCACAGUAAAUUGUAGGAAAUAAUAGAAAUUCAGAUUGUUUAUCCAUAUAUUUAAUAUACGGUGCACGAUAUUUUCUCUGGAAACACAAUACUUUUCUUGCUGUUUGUUGCACUUUAUUAAGUGACAGUUAUUUAGCUAUAUAUUUAUAGAAAACAACAACACAAAAAACGGAAAAAAAAAGAAAGAAGGAAUAAAGAAUUUGGUAGGAUCGAACACUGCACCUUCGGCUCGAUGCGACUACACCUAACCACUACACCACAGAGGGUGAUUACGUAAUUUUGUAGGAAAAGUCUUGAUUUUAUUAUUUUAUUCCUUUUCCAUGAAACUUCCGCCGGCAAGAUGAUCGCCAGCCGCAUUAACCGAGCUAUUAACAGUGGAAAAACAAUGUAAACGCAUAUUCCAUGGCAAUGAAUGAAUGAAAGAACAUAAUUAUGCUUUUCAAAACGCCGAUACACGUCCUCGUCUGCAAAGUAGGACACAAAACAUAUGUUUUGUGAUCUCGAUUUCCGCUGUUAUUUUGAAGCGAAUGGUCAAAAUCACAUCCAUUUUCGGCUCAUACAGUUUCUUAAGAAUAGCACUGCAUGACAUUUUCUCACUUUCACAUCACCUUCUAGCAAGCUGGAAUUUGUAUAUCCCCCGUAUUGCGGAGUCAAAGAGCAAAUGCUCAUCUUCUCGUCAGGUUUAACACCUGGACGAGUCAAAGGCUCUUGAAUUGAAAUCCAAUCCCCAAGUUAACCAUUGGACUCAUCUGAAAGACUCCUGUGUGUCUUAAAAUUUGGUAAGACCUCUAACCGUGCUGUAGAAAAUUUGCCACAAAGAAAACUAGGUCUAAGGUCUAAGUCUAAGUCUGAGCAGCGAACGAUGUACUCUCUCACCCACCGAACUUCCCCGUGUUUUUCUUUGAGUUGUUCCUGGCGCAAUGCACUCUGGUUAAAUGCAAUGCAUUGUGGUAAAAAGUGAUGAAUUCGAGAAUUCGUCGCCCCUUAUAUAUUUCCUUUAAAUCCUGAUUAUGUUGCUGCUCGCUCCCUUCGGUCGCUCCGCAGCAAUGAAUGAAAGAACAUUUCAAAAGUACGUUAUUAAUACUUUUAUUUAAGGUUAACGUAAGCUCCGUUAAAUUACUCGCUGCAAUUAAGUAUUUUCUCUCUCCACUAGCACAACAUAAUCACUCCAGGAAGAUUGACCGUGCUAUUAUAUUAUUGAAACGUAAAAUGCUUUGUAACAUCGGCUCAACAUGUCGGAACAGGUCGGAUCAGUGACCUGUAAGAAAUCCUCUGACUUUCAUGGUAGAAUUAGAUUUCAAUCGAGGUUUACAAUCAGAUGGGAACUUGAAGAUAAAAACUUUCUCAAAAUAGACAUUAUCUCUUUAGAUGACAGUGUACAUGUAAAGUAUCGGAUUAUGGCGAUUAAAACAAAUGAAAACUUCAUAACUUUCUCCAACAGCGUGACUUUCAGAAAGCCUCGAGGGACGGACUUGGUUACCGCUUCUGAAUUGAUACCAGGCUUCUAUCGCUCAAAGUCAAAUGUCCCGACCCCGGGGUCGCUUUGCACGAUCAAAAGCCCGACAGGGGAAUAGUCUCAGGCAUCAAAUCCCCACCCUUGUCCGCACUCCUCCCCCCACGGGAUUUACAUGGAUAGGUGCAUUAGAUCAUAAUUUACCCUCUUCCUGUUUUGUCAUGCAUUAUAAUUCUUUAAUUUUGAUGAUUUAAGUAAGGUUUACAACGUUUACAAUUAACGUAACUUGUAUUUGUUGCGAAAAAGGUUGGGACAAAACUGUGUUUGUUUCCGAAAAUUUCUGGAGUCAAAGUGACUCCCUCUGUAACCCCUGUGGAGUCAUCUGAACAAUUUUGGCCUAAAACACGCCAAAUUUGGCGUAUUUGCAAACACUGUAUUCAGCUGCUACAAAUUAAGUUGAUUUACAGUGCCAUUUUUUACUGCUCCCUCUCUUUAGACUGUAUUUGAGAAACUGGCCAGAAAUUAUGCAACUAUAGCCAACGGUUAACUCCUGUACCUUUAGCCAAAAAUGUCAUUUUUGGUUUGUUGUGUUUGCAUGACUUAUUAAUAACUUUUUUUACAUGUUCUUCCUCUUACAGGGAUAUUUGUUGACAAGUUAUGCAUACUAUGCGUCAGGAGAUUAUGAUGUGAACUGGACCACACCACAGUGUAUUCUGACAUUGAGGCUUAUAAGUAAGUUGUAAAUAAAUGUUUAGAAACUUUAAAUCUGGCUGUUAGUACAUGCCCAGUCCCUGGUGGGGAGGGAAAAUUAACCCUUUUUCUUCUUGAUUUCAAUGAAACUGCUGGCUUUAGGGUUGAGUUGUAUGCGGCAUCAGGGUGGUUUGCUGUUAUGGUGCCAAUAGUCAAAGGCCAUGGUUGUUCACCCGUUCAAAAAAUUUCCAAGAAGUUUGGAUGAAAAGCAAAUGAAACAUUAAUCUUUGGCCCAUUCUAGUGGAAAAAUUUUUUAAAGAUAUGGAAACAACAUCUGAAAGAUAUUUAAUAAUUUUGUUGUUUUUAUGCAUUUAGGUGUGGCCUGGGACUACUAUGAUGGUAACCAAGACCAGGUACUGUAAAAAAAACUGGAAAGUUUUAUGUCUCUUGAACUUACAAGUCAUGCAACUAAUAUCAUAUAACUGUACAUGAUGUUAUUAAAUGUUAAUUGUGGCAUAUGCUAUACCAUCAACUUACAAAAUACAACAUAAAAAAUAUUGUGCACUGGAAAGGUUUAUGUACCUUGAACUUAAAUAUAUUAAUAAUAAUUAUUAAUAUGUUAUGGUAAUAAAUUAAUAAUUAUUAUUAAUAUGUAAUAAAAUUAUAUUUAUACCAAAAAUUAAUUCUUAAUUUUUGGUACAUCUAAUACCAUCAACUGACGAGAUACAACUCACUUUGACUCUGAAGAUGACUACCACACAGGUUGUUGAAAUAUCAGUCACUGUCAACAACAGCCCUAUUCAUGACUACCCUCACGCGGACGAUACAUAUUUUACAUUCUUAUAGUACGUUGUAUUGUAAAGAGUGUAGUAGAGUUAAUAGUAAAAUGAAUUGUUUUUUUAACUCUCGUAGGAGAAAUUGUCUGCAGAUUUUAAGACCACUGCCAUUGCAACACCUCCCACCCUUCUACAGGUAACACACUCCACAUGUUAUUUUUUUUAAUGUUGAGUUCUCAAUGUGACAGCCAGGUUAGAGGUACUUUCAAUUUCAAGAGUGUUGCACAGUCACGCAUCCUGUAGGCCUCUUGGAAUAGAAAAAUUCAUGAUCUGGUCUUUUUUCUGGUCAGAUAACCGAAUUCUUUAGUAUACAUGUAGUUCAUAAUAAUAUUUUUCUUAAGUAGGUUGAGCAUGAUUAUCCAGGGGAACGUAGUCCUGAAUAGGACUGUUGUUGACAGUGACUGUUCACCUGGAUGAUCAUGCUCAACCUGCUUAUGAAAUGACUUCUCGGCUCAAAACUUUCAGAAGAAUUAUUAUUCUGUUUUCAAAAGUCCAGCUACUAUGAUAGAAACCUCAACGUGUUUUUUGAAGAAUUUUGAUUCCAUUGAAUUUAAAAGUUUUAUAAUUUCGGCCUACUUAUUUAUGCCUGGAUUAGGAGAUUUGUAGUGAACUUAAUGCUGUUUUCGUUCCUUUUUCAGAUGCUUGGUCUUUCUUAUUUUUAUGGUGGAUUUUUAGUUGGCCCUCAGGUAAUUUCAUGCCAUGUAAUAACACAAACAGGGAAUUUAAUUUUCAAGGGUCUGUAUCUACACUGCGAGCCGUCUCUCUUUUCCCUCUGAUUUAGGAGAUCAUGUGCGCGCAGGCUUGGAGCAGCGAGGCGCAAGAAACGAGGUGUCUCUGCCAUCUCGCACCUUCAGUCACAUGCGUGGUCAUUUGCGUGUUUCGUGCAUUUUGCUGGAUGGACUAAGAAUAAGAGAGACUGCUCAUAGUCUAGUGUAGCUGUGUCUAACUUAAACUGUACUUGAAUAAAACCAAAACCUGUGCUAAGACCGUUUUCAUGUGAUGUCAUGGCGGCCAUAUUGGUGUACAAAACAAUGAAAUGGCAGCCAUGUUGGUGUCCCAAACUACGUUCUAUAGUGCCGGGAAAUUUGCACAGAUGUUGGCCACUUGAGGAAUAAUAUCUUCACACAUUUUUGCAUGUUGCAAUUAACACAUCAACACAAAACAUGGAAAACUAUCAACAAGCUGACUACGGAAAUCAAAGAGAACCAUCAUAGAGGAAGGGGAAUACAACUGGCAGAAAGCCAAGCAGUUGAAGCAGGAAUAAUGUUUCUUCCCUUUAUCAUAGAAAUUAGGCUCAACUUAUUAUAUCUCCAUCGAGGAUUUUUUUUAAGGUGAAACUCUUCAUUUUUUGUAAAAAAAAUUAGUGACUUCGAUACCAAAUUUGUCGCGGUAUUUACAGACCAGGAUGUAGUAUAAUGUCAAGCUGGUCUCAUCUGCGUAACUAAAUUUGCCCUAGAAGACAAAGGAAAUUGAGAAUCAACCUAGGUUAAAUGAAACUUUAACUGAAAUCAAAUUUGACCUGUAACAUAUACAUAGUUUUUUGAAUGUAGACUCUAAAUGGGUAGGUGUAAAAAUUCCAGGGUUGCUUUUAGCCUUGAGAUGGAAUGAACUUCACCUGUAACAGUACCGUGAUCCAGCAAUGUUCAGUGCUGAAUAAGAAAAGGUUUUUAACAAUCGGAAUAAGUGGAAGCAAAUUAAUAUCAAUUUAUGUAUUUGUUUAAAAUUCCUUGGGAGUCGUUUGUUGUCGAGAGGUGUUUUGAGUAUGCCUUUUUUCCUUAUACAGUAUGUGUUACUUCUCUUGCAGUUUCAAAUCAAGGCAUACCUGUCAUUUGUAGAUGGAACACUGGUGGACAAAAAGGACGACAACAAUUCACGGUAACGGUACCUUAACAUGAAGGAACUUGAACCAUACAUUUUCCAAAGGAAAAAUGGGUUGAAUCGACAGAGUUGAUAUUAAACACUGAAACAAUUAAGUGAUUUGAUAUAUAACCCAUGAAGAAAAAGCUUUACGUGCUAUGCGUCUAAAGCCCCAUUUACACCAAAGCUUGAUUGUUAUUUACAAGUACUUUCUUCACUAAGUUUGAGUUCCAUGGCCAAUAAGGACGCUUAAUUGGCAAUAUUGAAAAAUAAACUAGACAACCGCGACACAGACCUUUUGAUUUGUACUUAAACGCAUCUAAGCUUUUGUUUUUCCCUUUAUCUCGUAGGGUGUCAGAAGGUUUAAAGCGCAUGUUUCUUGGUGUAAUGUACCUUGGUCUCUAUGCUGCAUUUGAACCAUACCUAUCAGUCACUAAUCUUUUAUCAGACGACUUCCAGGUCAGUUUUAAAACUCAAUCGUGUCACGUUUUAAGGGUGUCACAACAGUGUGAUUUUGACACGAGUGCCAUUUUGUAAUAAGUUGUACUUGUCCCCUUGACAAGUUGUAACAAUCCACAGGAUAUAGUUACGAAAAAGUGUACCUGUGAUCUACGUAAAAUCUGUUCCCAGGUUAAAAGCUAAUUGUUCAACCGCAUGUGCAAAAACCAGGAAUAGAGAUCAGCAACCAUGAACACGUCAAAUGAAUAAAACAAAUAGAAAGAACAUUUAGUUUUUGUAGAUAAGGGUAAGGUAUAUUUGCCUCUUUAAUUUUAAUAAUUCCCAGUUUACUAGGUUUUCCAGGCUGAUCCAGUGUCUUUUCCGAGUGUUCCGAGUGUUCCGAGCUGUUCCGAGUGUUCCGAGCUGUUCGGGUUUUUAGAAAUAGUACAUGCCCUAUUCAUCCUAUCCAUGAUCCUAUUUAAGUUGGCUUUUUGUGAUGGUUUCAACACUGGUAACGUAGGUCUAACACUGGUUUAAACUGAGAACAAAUUUAGCGUACAAUACGGUCAGUUUACGGCUUUGGUAUUUGGUCUUACUGACCAUGGCAUCUACUUUAUUUUUAUUUAUUUAUUUUAUUAUAUUUUAUUUAAUUUUAAACAAUAUGUAGUGAGGGGUGCCCAGGUUAGCGUGGCUGGUUUGAAUGGAGCGCUGAUGAAAAAGAAAAAAACAGCAACACACAAGACAAAUAAAGAUAAAAAAAUGGUACAAACAAAAGUAAGGGAGGCUCAUACGACAGCGCUAUAGUUGAGUACUGGAAAUAUCAUGGCGUUAUUAAGUGUUAAACACGACUCACGCGGAAUGACCUUGCACGCUUUAGGAAGCAUGCCGAGCUUCGCCGAUAUUUUGCGCCAGACGAUGUAGUCUGUGGUCACCCCACGAGAAGUGGAGUGACGUAGUAAGCAGGGCUCAAAAAUUGUUCCGUCCGGUAGUCCUUGACAAGUACAUUCCCUGCUGGGUUGGUAACCUUUAAAGAUUACUUGCCGAAUGCCAUAGUGUCCAGUCAAGUCAUUCUUUAACAAACUCAUUAACUAAGAAGAUCAAGAAGCGACUUCGGGUGAGCAAAUUGUGAGGGCUGCUAGUCCAAAGGACAAUCUGGGAUUCAAUUUUUUUCCGAGCCCUGCUUAGCUUAUAGAUAUACAAUACUAUUACGCUGAAUAUCCUUCAUUAAAAUUAUGAGUUAGUCCUUAUGUACCGUGCCGCGUGUUUAAUCUUGAGCACUGCUUUGUUGUCCGCAGAGGUUCUCAUUGCUUGGUAAAGCUUGGUUCGUUAUAUUCUUCAGCAAACUAGCUCUUAUGAAGUAUUUGGCUGUAUGGUGCCUCUCGGUAAGUAAAAUUCUCUUUUUCCAAAUAAUUUUUUUGCGCACUUACUCUGUUCGUGCUAAAGUGUGUGUCAAAAGAAUUUCUGUUUGUUACUAUGCUAAUUAUUCGAGACUGGAAACUCUUUCAAUACCUUCGCUUAAUUGUUACUUAAUACAACCCUUUUUCCCGCGUAACUUUGUGCUCUCGGACGUCAUUAUCAAGUAAAAGAAAAUAGAAUUUGAAUGUCCUGUAAAUACAAGGAAAAAAAAAAACAGUGGGUCAUAAAAAAGGGACAUAUUUAAAUAUGUUACAAGUUAAACAAAGAGUUUCUUGUAUUUCAGUAUAGAACAUUCAUAUUCUAUUUUCGUUUGAUUUGAUAAUGACAUCGGAGAGCGCCGAAACGUCGUAAACUUUGUCCAAAAAGUAGGUGCAAAAAGUAGAUGUUUCCUGACCUCUUUUCGGCAGGAGCUCCUGUGGUUCGAUUCUCCUAAGCGACCUCCUGCCCCUGGGCAUGCGUAAGGUUGGCAAAACGUCGUCCAGCCUUCGUCGACGACGAAAUUCAGGGAGGUUUGCCCUACCAUUUAAUUUUCACAUUUUGGGUGGUGUCUUAAGGGAGGUUCGACUGUAUUUUCUAAACCAUGCAUGUAGUUAAUGGCGAAGUGUCCCUCCAACAGUUACUUUUUUAAUUUCAGUUAUUUCAAAGUACAACAAUCACAAUAAAAUAGUGUAUCGUAUGUAUGUGUGCACAUGACUCAUGUGUGGAAUGACACAUGCAAUUGUACAGUCACUACAUCAGCUUAUUCUAAUGCUAUGUCUAUAGUAUUUGACAAGUGCUGUUGUGCUUUUCUAAAAAAGAGAAGAAAAUGAAUACAUUACUAUGAAGUCCAAAGUCCAUAAUUUUUGUAAAAAAAGAAAAUAAAUUAGAUUUCAAGAUUUGACAAGUGGACUGUGUAAUCUAAUUCAUUUUCUCCAACAGGUACUUUCCUUCACACAGGUCCUACGACCUUAAGACACCCACGUUGCUUACAAACUACAACAUGGCUUCUAUCUGACAGAAGGUUUUUUUUGUUGUUUCUUAGGAAGGAAGUUGCAUUAUAUCAGGACUAAGUUACAACGGUCGGACAAAAGACGGUAAAGUGAUGUGGGAUGGACUUAGAAAUAUCAAGGUUUCGGUUUAUGAGACUAUGUAUACUUUCCAGGUGAGUUGUGGUACUUUCUUUGGAUCGCUUUGCGCUUGCGCCUCUUUCAGCGGUCAGCGGUCAGGCAAGAUGGCGUGUGUGGUGUGCGGUACCUGACUCUUUAGCAUAAUCAUUUUUUAAUAACCUGAGUAAGGCUGUCCUAUCUUUUUAGCCCUCAAUGGUUAUUAUGGGCAACCUGUACUCUCUCCAUAUUUUGUCUAUUUUUUUUUUGUUUCAUGUAAAUCAUUGUAGGGUACAAAUAAAGUUGUUUUUGUUGUUGUUUUCUUAAUUUAUGGUAAAGACCGAGCAAUUGGUCAAUAAAGGAUGGCCAAUGAAGAAAAUGUUUCCUUGUAAAGGAGGGGAAAUACCGAGCGAGCAAGAUGGGCCCAUCUUGCACUUUUGCGUAGUCAGUCAGAACACUUGAUGCGCUUCAUCUUACCCGAUUGGGGAACCAGACCAAUAAGUACAGAAAAGAUCACUUCAUAGCGCUGAUACUCGUUGUUUUACUUUUCAGCAAUGUAUCGAUUCCUUCAACAUCAAUACAAAUAAAUGGGUAUUCAGGUUUGUAGAUAAUUUUUACUCAUAUGCGUUUAUCCUUCCGGUGCAAAGAAGUAACAGCCUGGUUUACUUAAAUGUGUUUCCGAGGUUUGUCAGUUGCAUUUUCACGUCUUUGUCACAAAAACAGUGAGGAAAUACCCUUCUACCUACUAGUAAACACCGACAAGCCAAAUUUCGUCGCUUUCUUUUAUUUUUUGGUACAACUGCUUCAUUUGUUGCUAAAAUGUCGUCUUCUGAAACUGUCGCGAAAGAGGAAGCCAUAUUGAAUCCCGUCCCAAAUCCAUGGAUAUCUUCGUUAUACUGAUGUUCCACUCAGCUGCUUCAGUAUUAGAAAUGGUCUUUGCAAAAUGAAUCUUUUCUUUUGCAUUUCGUUUCAAAUUAAAAAAGAGCACCUUUUUGGCAAAUUCUCAGUCUGAUAAAACUGUUUUGACUCUAUUGUAGAUACGUCUUCAAACGACUUCGUUUCCUCGGGAACAAGAAUCUGUCUCACUUCUUGACGCUAAUGUUCCUUGCAGUUUGGCAUGGAUUAUUUGUGGGAUAUUUUAUCUGCUUCUUUUUAGAAUUUGUCAUCAUCUUGAUGGAGAAACAGGUUAGACUUUCAUCUACGCGUAAAUGAUCCUUUUUGAGGUUCAGUUUUUCAACUACAGCCUAAGCUCUCUCCACACAGUCCGCCAUAUGUAUGAGCAAAAUUUUCAAUAGUCCCUUUUCGUGAUAAAAAAUUACCGCUGAGUACAAACAUUAAUUACUCAUUGAUAGAGGGUUAGCCCCGACCUCAAAUAAAAUAUUUGCGUGACCGACAGGAAGGUGUCUUUACAUCGAAAAUAAAUAAUAGACUGAGUUGUAAGAUGGUCCUCAUCUCGCUGGAAUUUGUGAAUAUAUUUACUUCAGGUAGAGGCUAACCCUGUUCAAAAGUGUCUCCAGUGCUUUCAUUCAACUGUCAUGGGGAACUCGAAGCUGGACUAUUAGCAGUUUAAUAAGAAAAUCAAUGCACUUUGCUGUUUACUUAUUAUCGAUGAUGUUCUACCCCUUUCUUUACCAGGUAACCAACAUGUGUUACACAGUGGCCCAGAAGCCUUUAGCAGCGACGCCUGCAUUCGUCAAAAUCCCUGUUAUUGCAGGGUAUUGGUUCAUUAUGAUGUUUGGUCUUGGAUACUGUAAUGUGGCUUUUAAUUUGCUUAGCUUUCAACGAUUCCAUCGGGUAAGAAAACUCUAAGUCUGCGAAUACAGCUGUCUAUACAUGCUCCGCCCCGCUAGAGACGCUUCGUUCUUAGCGGUGAAGAGCGAAGAUAUACGGUUGUAUUUGCUGGCUGUAAAACCCUUUAAUUUCUAUUUUUGAAAGUACGAGGCUGAGAAAGUUCUGUGAUUAGAAAGUUGCUGAAUGAUGUUGAAUUACAGUAAUUAGAUCAACUUGUAAAACCUUCUCUGCCAUUUAAAGUAAGGUAAGAUCUUGUGGGCCAGGCCGAGGAAACUUCCAAAUUUUCAAACAAUUAAUAAUUGCACAAAAUUUAUAUGAAGGUAUGGCUGUGGCAGUUGUAAUCGCAAUUUUCGCAAUAGCAAAUAAACCCGUCAGAAACCUUCAGGGCUUCAACGGGAUUCGAACCUAUGGCCUCUGCGAUAGCGCUGCAGUGCUCUACCAACUGAGCUACGAAGACCCAUACAUUGGAAACAGGCCAAUUUGUUGUGUUCAUCUUAACCUGGGAAAAGAAUGAAACAUAGAAUGAAGAUGAUGUGUAUUCCCACAUUUCCAUCAUCUUCUUUCCACUUAGAAAAUUACUAAGAAAACCGAACGGAUGUUUAAUGAUAUAAUUCAUUUAGAAUCACGGAAUGUUAGUCUUGUCAUUUUAGUUGGUGGUUAUAAGAGGUAAUGUAGCUCUUUUAACCUCUGUAUCGCAUCCAGUCUCGCGCCACAGCCAAUACACAACUUUAAGAUUAAAAAAAGUGCCAUGAGCUGAACCCGGAAAUGUUAUUUUGUGAUUGAACUCGUAAAAUUUACGACGGUCGCGGGCCGAUUACGAUUUUCCCACUAGCCGUCCCAAGUUUUAAGUGCUCAAUUUUGAACCUUAGUUCAAAAAAUUAUCUUCCUUUUCCGGCAGUUCCUUUGUCACAAUGCCCCGGUUCAUGUUCUUUAUUUUUAAAUUUAGAUCUGGUGGAGCCUUUACUAUAUUGUUCCCUUGGUCGUCCUUACAUGGCAUGCCUUGUAUCCCAUAGUAAUCUAUCCUGUUUUUAAGAAAAUGACUCGCGGUGACAAGGACAGGUAA